Messenger RNA from Plasmopara halstedii, 888 nucleotides. RefSeq names its product casein kinase ii subunit beta. Gene Ontology annotation, molecular function: protein kinase regulator activity. Lineage: Eukaryota; Oomycota; Peronosporomycetes; Peronosporales; Peronosporaceae. The coding region runs from base 1 to 888 and encodes 295 amino acids. The record is from RefSeq and is a predicted model, not a curated record. Gene Ontology annotation, cellular component: cytoplasm; protein kinase CK2 complex. The transcript has 2 exons.
AUGAGCCAGCCCGUUAUUGGCGGUCAGGCAACUGAGGAAGCCAAGCUAGAGCGUUUGUUUGGCCAUAUGGAGGAUUUGCGUGUCUCGGAAUCGGCACUCGAAUCUGUUAGCGUAUCGGAAGACGAAGAUGAUGAUGAAGAUUCUAGUGCUCUCGACGAGGACGAAGACAACGAUGUGGAGGGCAGCGAAGAGGAAGAAACAAGCUGGAUCACAUGGUUUUGUUCCUUAAGAGAGAACAGUUUUCUGUGUGAAGUAGAUGAAAACUACAUUGAAGACGAUUUUAAUCUCACUGGACUCAGCAGCAUCGUGCCGUAUUAUGACUACGCGUUAGACAUUAUCUUGGACAUUGAGACGCCAAACGACAGUAGUCUCACGCAGAUUCAGCAGGAGAUGAUCGAGUCUGCGGCCGAAAUGCUAUAUGGACUUAUUCAUGCGCGUUACAUAUUAACCACUAAGGGCAUGGCGGCCAUGUUGGAUAAGUAUCAGGCUGUAGACUUUGGUCGUUGCCAUCGCGUCUACUGCCAAGGACAACCAGUGCUUCCGGUUGGGCGAUCAGAUGUACCUCGACACACGACUGUUAAUGUCUUCUGUCCCAAAUGUCGUGAUAUCUUUUUUCCGAAGUCGCAACGAGCAGGCCAAAUUGAUGGUGCAUACUUCGGUGCAACAUUCCCGCAUGUGUUCCUUAUGACGCAUACCCAACUGGUGGUACAGCCGCCAACACAGGCGUAUGUCCCACGCGUAUUUGGCUACAAGAUUCACAAAUCGAGUGAAUACUACACUGGCAAAAAGAAGAGCUCGUCUGGCCGCGAGCGAGAAAAGUAUCGAAAAGUCAUGACUCUGAUAGACCGCUUGAAGGGUCGACCGAAUGACGAACAACAGGCUAGGUAA